CUGAUGAUUAAUUAAGUUAAGAAAAUGGCUAAUAUCUCACUUCGUAAAUUAGAAGAAUAUUUGCAACAAGUGGAUGGAUUUGAGAAGCCAAAAAUAUUACUUGAACAAUAUUCUACUAGUGCUCACAUUGCAUCGUGCAUGUUAUACUGUGCUCAAUCACAAUUUGAUGAUAUAGAAGGGCGUACAAUAGCUGAUUUAGGUUGUGGAUGUGGUGUUUUAUCCUUUGGAGCACAGAUGCUUGGUGCAAGUCAUGUAAUUGGCUUUGAAAUAGAUUCUGAUGCACUUGAAAUUUAUUCUAGAAAUUGCAAUGAAAUAGAACUAUUUGUAGAAGCUGUACAGUGUGAUGUACUUCAAUAUUUACCAGGAAGGUUUGAAAACUAUUUUGAUACAGUAAUUAUGAAUCCACCCUUUGGAACAAAACAUAAUGCAGGUAUAGACAUGAAAUUUUUAGAUAUUGCUAUUAAAUUAGCAUCAAGUACUGUAUAUUCUUUACAUAAAACGAGUACACGUAAUUAUGUUCUUCAAAAAGCUGCACAAUUUGGAGUCAAAAGUAAAGUUAUUGCUGAAUUGAAAUAUGAUUUACCAAAAGCAUAUAAGUUUCACAAAAAAACCUCAAUGGAUGUUGAAGUAGAUUUUAUACGGUUUGAAUUAAAUCAAUGAAAUAUUUUCAUGAAAUCAA
Molecule: messenger RNA, 679 nt
Organism: Megachile rotundata (alfalfa leafcutting bee)
Lineage: Eukaryota; Metazoa; Arthropoda; Insecta; Hymenoptera; Megachilidae
Product: Methyltransferase like 5
Biological process (GO): rRNA methylation
Molecular function (GO): nucleic acid binding; rRNA (adenine-N6-)-methyltransferase activity
Source: RefSeq, a predicted model, not a curated record